Messenger RNA from Anopheles coustani, 4552 nucleotides. It is a transcript of the gene Patj, whose product is annotated as patj homolog. Bases 20 to 3061 code for a protein of 1013 amino acids. Gene Ontology annotation, molecular function: protein binding. NCBI's taxonomy places the organism in Eukaryota, Metazoa, Arthropoda, Insecta, Diptera, Culicidae. The record is from RefSeq and is a predicted model, not a curated record. The transcript is spliced from 3 exons.
CCCGUGUUCGAUUGCAAAAAUGCAUCUCUCCAGCGAUGUCUCGAAUGCGCUCAAGCAAAUCGAAAUCAUCAAGCAGACGGUCGAGGAGAUGGAACCGAACAAGCUGCAGUUGAAUGUCAGCGACGACCUGAAGCUGGUGAUCGAUCUGCUGCAGGAUCCCGUCUUUCGGAACAUCGUUCAAAUCCAGGACUCGCUGUCCGAGCUGAACCACCAGAUAACGCAGCACCCGUCGAUACUGCCGGGGGACUUCGAUAUCGCGAACAGUGGCGAGCUGGUGCUGAAUGUGCCGCCCGGGACGGACCUAUUCGAUGCAGACUACCAGGAUGAGCAGCGUGUUCCCUCGGCACAGAUGUCACCGGGAAGCCCUGGCCCGGGCAUGCUGGUGGUCACACAGCCGAAGCUUAAUCAGCUGCUUGAUCCGCACGGUCAACUGCUCGGCGUGGGCCAGGUACCGAUGGUGGCUUUGCAGCAACAAAUAGCCCCUCAGCCCUUGGAUGCGCAGCAGUUGUUGAACGGGUCGAUGAAGAUAAACAAUGAUCCUUCUUUGUUGUUUGAGGUAACGAACAUUUUGCAGGACCAUCACAAAAAUCUCCCCGAAGCUGAACAGCACCAGCAUCCACUGGGUGGUCAGUACGGCGCGGAUUCGCCAAAAUCGAUCCCGGAAACCAUCAUUGCCGCUGGUGGUACGGCUGGACCAGCCGAUUGGUCACGUAUCCUGGACAUCGAGCUCGUUAACGAUGGGACCGGACUGGGCUUCGGUAUCAUCGGCGCUCGGACAACGGGUGUCACCGUUAAAACGAUCCUCGCUGGUGGCGUGGCGGAUCGUGACGGUCGGCUGAAGAGUGGCGAUCAGAUCCUGCAGAUUGGUGACGUUAACCUGCACGAGAUGGUUUCCGAGCAGGUCGCAUCCGUACUGCGCCAGUCCGGAACGCACGUACAGCUCGUCGUGGCCCGUCCAAUCGAUUCACUUACUGGCCCGGGAGGAUCGGUCGGUGGUGGCGAUGAGUACGAUCAAUCCGCGAUCGUACCAACGGUGCUGUUGGCGGAUCCACUCAAGCUGAAGCAGUACCUGGCCGAUUCGGGUUUCAGCGAUAUCUACAGCGUGUAUUCGAUCGUAAACUUGGAGAAGGACUUGGAUGAGAAUCCGUUCGGCGAGGAUAGCCCGCUAGCCGAUUUCCCCGAGACGGAGGUGUUUACGGUGGAGCUGCGUAAAGACCAGAACGGACUGGGCAUCACGAUCGCAGGGUACGUUUGUGAGAAGGAGGAGCUUUCCGGCAUCUUCGUGAAGAGUGUGUCCCCGGGCAGUGCGGCGGAUCUGAGCGGCAAGAUCGCGGUGAACGAUCGCAUCAUCGAAGUGGACGGUCAAUCGCUGCACGGCUUCUCCAACCAUCAGGCCGUUGAUGUCCUAAAACAAAGUGGUCACGUAGUGAAGCUGUGCCUGGAGCGGUACCUUCGCGGACCGAAGUACGACCAGCUACAGCAGGCGAUCGCGGCGAACGAGAUGAAACCACCGACACCGGCUACACCUCCACCACCGCUUGGGCCAACGGAUCUGUCCAAGUACGGCAGUAACAUCCUCGACAUUCUGCCACGUGGACUCACCGAAAAGCAUCAGCAGCCUCCACAAGCGCAACAGCGUACCAUUCUCGAGGGCAUGAAAGGGUACGGUGAUGACCCGGACGAUAGCGGUCACCAACCACCCCUCGGCGGCGAUGCUGGUUCUGCGGCGGUCGUUAUGGGCCACAAGAAACUGGCACGGGCAAAGGACUCCAUCGAUAGCCAGCAAGAGUACCGGGAGAAGAUUAAGGAAGCGUCGAUCGUUCCCCCGUUGCUGCAUGACGUUACGGAAGUUUCCGCCGGCGACGUUUUGCUCGACGCGACUAAUGUGGCCGCAAUUGCUAAGCAUGCCGGUGUGCCGAAACUGCGUAGCUCUCUGAAGGGCGGCAACACAGCGUUGGCGGAGGAGCGCAUCAACGAUGACGACGCCGACGAUGACUCGGCGGAUACGGCAUACAUCGUGAAAAAGUGGACAACCAUCCUGGGACCGGAGGUGCAGAUUAUUGUAGCGAACAUACGUAAAUUUGCGGCCUCCAGUGGACUGGGCAUUUCGCUCGAAGGCACAGUGGACGUGGAAGGUGGAAAGGAAGUCCGACCGCAUCACUACAUCCGCUCGAUACUGCCAGAGGGCCCAGUUGGGCAGAACGGUCUGCUUCGAUCCGGCGAUGAGCUUCUAGAGGUCAACGGACAGCGACUGCUCGGUAUGAACCACCUCAAGGUGGUAUCAAUUCUGAAGGAACUACCGCAGGACGUGUGUAUGGUGUGUGCGCGCGGUGAUCCAGAUCUGCUGCGGUUCACAGAGGAGCAGCUCAUCAGCUCGCUUGAGGCGGACGCGGCCAAGCGGAGCAAUAGUACCGCAAGCCACCAGCACCAUCACCAUCACCAUCAUCAGCAGCUGCACGGUGGCAGUCUGACGCCGUCGGAGCGCCUGGUCAAGGCCAAAUCGGAUGGCAGUCUGGCCACAACCAACGGGGCCGGUGUUGGCGUGGGAGGCGUCGGUGACGGGUUCUCGAAGAUCAAAUCACGCAGCCUUGAACCACUGACGGGGCUGGCAAUGUGGAGUUCCGAGCCGCAGAUUAUCGAGCUGGUCAAAGGCGAACGAGGCCUCGGGUUCUCCAUCCUAGACUAUCAGGAUCCGCUCGAUCCGAACGACACGCUGAUCGUGAUCCGCUCGCUGGUACCGGGUGGUGUUGCGCAGCUCGAUGGGCGGCUCAUUCCCGGCGACCGGCUGCUAUUCGUGAACGACACGAUCCUCGAAAACGCAUCGCUCGAUCAGGCCGUGCAGGCGCUCAAGGGUGCCCCUAAGGGUGUGGUGCGCAUCGGCGUCGCCAAGCCGCUGCCCAUGCAGGACUCGUCCCUCGUCGGUGCCGCUGCUCCGUUCGAUGAACGCUCGGCCGUACUCUCCACCGGCGGCCCACCACCGGAAGUGACCGGAUCGGCCAGUGGUAACACCGGCAGCGGUAAGAUGUUAUCGCUCGCGAAACCGGACAUAAUAAUGGAAUGAGGAUGUUUAGUCAUAAGCAGAAAUGAAUAUGAGCGCUUUGCGGACCUAUACCGCCGCCUGGACGCCCUGCUGGAGUUGAUCGACGGUGCGGCCAACGCCGAGCGGUUUGUCGUUUAAAUUCGAUCGAUCUAACGCCCACCUCCAACCACCCUCCCAAGCGAAACAGCGCCGAAAACAAAAACAAAAAAGCAAAAUGCCAGCUAACGUUUCAAUCGCGGUACGUGCGUUCCGAUUCGGUUCAUUAUGGAAAUGAUUUAAAUUUCAGUUCUGCUUUAUAUAUUAUAUUAUAUCCCACGAUUUUCCUCACGCGUUUGCGAACGCAUUUUGUUUUCUGCCCGAGAACUACCCUUCCCGGAUGCAAUUUCUCUGUUGUCUGAAUGCACCCGCUCCCGGAUGUCGUUGAUCGGGCGACUUCCUAUGUCUUCCAACGCAGUAUUUUUACAUUCCCUCCUUUUAUUGACAAGUAAAUGAUUACCUUUUUAUGAUUAAAUUUUUGAUUUUUUUUAAGACAAGUUUACUUUACCGUACAUUCCUCAUCGGUCACUCAUCUUGAGUUUAAGUUUAUUCCACCCGCUCUCAGUGGGGGGAACCACGUGUUACUCGAGACUGCAGCCGCAGAAUCGUCUAUUUUUCAUUCCACAUUCUACGACGGAAACGUUCCAGUAUUAUCUUUGCACCUCCACUAUAUCACCACGCUGUCCAUCAUCUAUCGCUUGCACCAUCUGCACCAGGUGUAUUUCCGGGUUUGCUGGAAGUUGCUUGAAAAUCGAGUCACCAAACCGGUAACACCACUCAAAAUGUUAGUGAAAAUCAACACACAGAAAAAACAAUUACACAUAAUCAUAGAAUUAUAACACUCGAAAACAACUUACGUCAGGCACUACACGAUUUCUACAAGUUGCACAGGAAAGCAUGUAGCUUAAAAAAGUAUAGGAAAAAAGGGAAGAGCCCUUAGCACUUGCAAUAUUCAACCCAUUAUAGCAUGCACGAAUCUCUAUCUCGUAUAUGAUUGUAGUUGCACCUUGCACCGGAAAAUGGUAUAUCAUAAUUUUUCCCAUUACUACUCAUUUCUUUUACUUUUGUUGAGGACCGGAGUUUAGGGAAAAAAAUGGGUCGAAUCACAAUUUAUCAAAGUCGAUGAAACUACUUAUAGUUGAUUUGUUGUUCUACUUAUUUACACCGUAGAAGAAUUUCUAGUAAAAUAAUUGCUUUUGCAAAUCGGCUAGUUAAUGCUAUUGUUUGAAAUGAUUUACAAUUUACGUUAUAAGUAAAAAUUACCGAUCCUUAUAUUGCAAAUUCAAAGCAGUAUGAUUGGACGCGCUAUAAAAAUAGAAAGAGAAAAAACGAAACACACUUCACUAGACACACCUGUUUAAAAACAAAUGAAACACGUUCUAUAUGCACCUUCAUCUCUGGAAAAAUACGAAAAAACUGUAUUACAUACAUACGUUCACACUCGUCGCUCACAUUAAUAUUAUGCACUCAUUAAAG